This is a messenger RNA of Acipenser ruthenus (sterlet), 6892 nucleotides long. RefSeq names its product dynactin subunit 1-like. NCBI's taxonomy places the organism in Eukaryota, Metazoa, Chordata, Actinopteri, Acipenseriformes, Acipenseridae. The coding region runs from base 299 to 4129 and encodes 1276 amino acids. Gene Ontology annotation, cellular component: kinetochore; axon; spindle pole. The record is from RefSeq and is a predicted model, not a curated record. The transcript has 32 exons. Gene Ontology annotation, biological process: establishment of mitotic spindle orientation; nuclear migration.
ACUGUAGACUACAGUCGGCAGGACCGGCAAUAGCGCAGUGCAAUCCUUCAUCAGAGGCUUUGACAUCUGAUUUAUUUUUCAAAUGAAGGCAGAAAACCAAAGGGGAUUUACUUUUGUAUCAGACAGCGAGAGGGGUUCUGUCCUCGAUGCGUAAGGCAGGCUGUAGAGAAGUUGUGAAUCCAGUCUGCUUCUCUGGGCAUCUAGCAGCCAUGGUCUGAUCAUUACAGUACAGACAAAAUCAUUGAAACACCCUCCAAAAAAGCAUAGCACAAAACAGGAGCUCAGAAACAGCAGCAGCAUGGCUCUAACCAAAAGACACACAUACAGCCGGGUGCUGAGCAGCAGCAGCAGGAUGAGCUCCGACGGGAGCAGCAAGCUGGCCAAGGUGGGCUCCCGGGUGGAGGUGAUCGGUAAGGGGCACCGCGGCACCGUGGCAUACAUCGGAGCCACUCUGUUCGCCACCGGCAAGUGGGUGGGAGUCAUUCUCGAUGAUGCCAAGGGCAAGAACGACGGCACGGUGCAGGGCAAGAGGUACUUUACUUGUGAGGACAACCACGGCAUCUUCGUCCGACAGUCGCAGAUCCAGCCAGUUGAUGAUGGAGCAGAUACCACUUCUCCAGAGACCCCUGAACCCUUGUCUUCAAAGGUCCCUAAACGAGAGCUAUUGGAAACACCUAAAUCCAGCAAACUGCGAGGAGUGAAACCCAAGAAGACACCAACUCCCAAGAAGACCCCAGCCAGGCGGACCAAGCCGACGAGGCCCAGCAGUUCGGCAGCGUCCAGCGGCACGGCAGGCCCUUCUGGGUCAGCAUCGGCCUCCGGGGGGGACAUGAGCAGCAGCGAGCCGAAUACCCCGCUGGCAGCACCCGUGAUCCCCACCCCUAGCAUGGGGCUCACCUCUCCAGGAGCUCACCCUCAUCCGACUCCUAGCAAGGAGGAGGAGUCCCUGCGUGUUCAGGUGAAGGACCUGGAUGAAAAGCUGGAGACUCUGAAGAUGAAGCGCAGCGAGGACAAGGCCAAGCUCAAGGAGCUGGAGAAGUACAAGAUCCAGCUGGAGCAGCUGCAGGAGUGGAAGGGCAAGAUGCAGGAGCAGCAGGCUGACCUGCAGAAGCAGUUGAAGGAGGCCAAAAAGGAAGCCAGAGAGGCUCUGGAGGCGAAGGACCGCUACAUGGAGGAGAUGGCAGACACGGCAGACGCCAUCGAGAUGGCCACUCUGGACAAGGAGAUGGCUGAGGAACGAGCAGAGUCCCUGCAGCAGGAGAUGGACUCCCUGAAGGAGAAGGUGGAGGAGCUGACCAUGGACCUGGAGAUCCUCAAGCACGAGAUUGAGGAGAAAGGAUCUGACGGAGCUGCCUCCAGUUAUCAUGUGAAACAGCUCGAGGAACAGAACGGCAGACUGAAGGAGGCACUUGUCAGGAUGCGAGACCUGUCGGCCUCAGAGAAGCAGGAACAUGUGAAGCUGCAGAAGCAGAUGGAGAAGAAGAACUCGGAGCUGGAGAUCCUGCGGCAACAGAAGGAGAAGCUGGUGGAGGAGAUGACACAGGCCGAGAAGACCAUCGAUGAGCUCAAGGAGCAGGUUGAUGCUGCUCUGGGUGCAGAGGAGAUGGUGGAGACACUAACGGAGAGAAGCCUGGAUCUGGAGGAGAAAGUGAGGGAGCUGAGAGAAACCGUCAGUGACCUGGAGGCCAUCAACGAGAUGAACGAUGAGCUGCAGGAGAAUGCACGGGAAACAGAGCUGGAGCUGCGGGAGCAGCUGGACCUGGGCAGUGCACGUGUCAGAGAGGCUGAGAAGAGGGUGGAGGCUGCGCAGGAGACCGUCGCUGACUACCAGCAGACCAUCAAGAAGUACCGGGAGCUGACCGCUCACCUGCAGGAGGUGAACCGGGAGCUGAUGAGUCAACAGGAGGCCACAGCAGAACAGCAGCAGCAGCCUCCCGCAGAGAUGUUCGACUUCAAGAUCAAGUUUGCAGAGACCAAGGCCUACGCUAAGGCAAUUGAAAUGGAGCUGCGGAAGAUGGAGGUGAGCCAGGCAAACCGACAGGUGUCUCUACUCACCUCCUUCAUGCCGGACUCCUUCCUGCGCCACGGGGGCGACCACGACUGCAUCCUGGUGCUGCUGCUCAUCCCUCGGCUCAUCUGCAAGGCUGAGCUGAUCAGCAAGCAAGCCCAGGAGAAGUUUGACCUGAAUGAGGACUGCAUGGCAAAGACAGGCCUGAGGGGAGCAGUGGGAGAGCAGCUGAGCUUCGCUGCUGGACUGGUGUACUCGCUCAGCCUGCUCCAGGCUACCCUGCACAAAUACGAACAAGCUCUGAACCAGUGCAGUGUGGAGGUUUAUAAGAAGAUUGGCACACUGUAUCCAGAGAUGAGUGUCCAUGAGCGCUCCCUGGACUUCCUGAUCGAUCUCCUCCACAAGGACCAGCUGGACGAGACCGUCAAUGUGGAGCCCCUUACCAAGGCUAUUAAAUACUACCAGCACUUGUACAGUAUCCACCUCACAGAACAACCUGAGGACUGCACCAUGCAGCUUGCUGACCACAUCAAAUUUACCCAGAGUGCCUUGGAUUGCAUGGGGGUGGAGGUUGGCAGACUUCGGGUGUUCCUUCACAUGGGACAGGAAGCUGCAGAUCUUGCCGUCCUCCUGAAGGACUUGGAGACGUCCUGCAGUGAUAUCCGGCAGUUCUGUAAGAAGAUCCGCCGUCGCAUGCCUGGGACAGACGUGCCUGGGAUCCCAGCGGCACUCACCUUCGGACCGCCGGUGUCGGAAAACCUGAUGGACUGUCGCAAGCACCUGACUUGGGUGGUGGCUGUGCUGCAGGAGGUAGCGGCAGCCGGGGCUCAGAUGAUCGCCCCCCUCACUGAGCAGGAGGGUCUGUCUGCACUCAAACUGGAAGACAUUGCCUUCAAAGUAGGGGAACAGAUCUACGGUGCCCAGGGUGUCAGCCCCUACGACUGCAUGCGCCAGUCCUGCAGCAUCGUCAUUGCCACCAUGAACAAGAUGGCAACGGCCAUGCAGGAAGGGGAGUACGACGCCGACAGGCCUCAGGACAGGCCAACUCCUCCGGUGGAGCUGAGAGCAGCAGCACUGAGAGCGGAGAUCACUGAUGCAGAAGGGCUGGGGCUCAAACUGGAGGACAGAGAGACAGUCAUCAAGGAGCUUAAGAAGUCCCUCAAAAUCAAGGGUGAGGAGCUGAGCGAAGCCAGUGUUCGCUUGAGUCUCCUGGAGAAGAAGCUGGACAGCUCCUCAAAGGACGCAGACGAGAGGGUGGAGAAGAUCCAGACCAAGCUGGACGAAACCCAGGCGCUGCUCAAGAAGAAAGAGAAGGAGUUUGAGGAGACGAUGGAUGCUCUCCAGGCUGACAUCGACCAGCUCGAGUCGGAGAAGGCAGAACUGAAGCAGCGUCUGAACAACCAAUCCAAAAUGACCAUCGAUGGUCUGCAAAGGCCGCCUGCCUCGGGGAUCGCUUCCAUCGUCACUGGUGUUGCAACGGAGGAACAGCAGAAAGGGGUCGGCAGUAUGCAGUCAAUGGGCGGUGGCUCUGGCACAGUCCAGGUGAUCGACUCUCCUCUGCUGCUUCAGCAGAUUGAUGCUCAGCGACUCGGCAUCAAAUACCUCAAGAACGAGAACAACCGGCUCAAGGCUGAGAAGAUGAACGCUCAGCUGGCAGCCCUGCCGCCUCUGCGUGUUUCCAAACUGCCUUUGAAGGAGGGAGUGAACACAGACCUGCAGUCCAACCCCCUGUACCGCAAGACCAGCCAGCUGCUGGAGACGCUGCUGCAGAUGAGCGCCAACAUGAAAGUGGUGGACAUCACCGGAAAAACACCAGUGAGCCCUACUGCACAGCUCAUGGAGCAGACUGCUCGUCUCAAGAGUUUGAGUGACACACUGGACAGACUGAAGGAUGAAGUGUCCGAGCAUGUGGUAUCACAGCGCCGCGGCGCCCGAGUGCCCUCAGACUUCGCCACAUUUCCCUCCUCCUCCUUCGUCAAGGCUCAAGUGGAGCAGAAGGACGACACGGUGCUCAUAGGGAGGGUGAUGUUCCCCUGUCCCCGCGGGCAGGAGCAGAUCCACAGGGUCGUCCUAACACAGCCACAGCUCCACAAAGUGCACCGCCUGCUCCUCUCCUCCUAGACUGCUGUGAAACGUACCACUGCGCUCACUCUCUCUCUCUCUCUCUCUCUCUCUCGCUCAUCUAACUGUAUGUAUUGCAGGCUGCUAGCUUUCAAUGAAGUGACAUCCCAUACUGGCAUGGGAAGGUGCUGUGUUUAGGCAUAGUGGGACUGGCACUACUUGAUGGGACCAUUUGAAAUCAUAACUAUCCCGAUGAAGAAAACAAACAAAACAAAAAUAAAAUGCAUUCAUUCUAGUUUCAUGUGGCCUUUUGUGCAAUGUGCCCUGAAUAUGUAAUACUAUGUCAAUGCUAUAUCUAUAUCUACACAGUAUAUGCUACAUAAUGGUCCCAUAUUUACAGUUAUCAAAAGCAAGUAUACUAAGCUUCCAAUUACAUUAGCUAUUAUUUAUGUGUCUAUAUUUACACAGUAUAUGCUACAUGUUCCCAUAUGUAGUUAUCAAAAGCAAGUACACUAAGCUUCCAAUUAUAUUAGCUGUUAGCUGGAGGGAAAAAGCAUUCAAGGAAAAUUCAUAUAAAUAGAGAAAAUAGGAAUUUCAAAAAAUCUAUAAUGAAUCCAAAUUUGCCCUGUUAAUUGUAUAAAUGUGCUGUGUUAUUAGAUAGUUAAUCAGUUACUUGCAAUGAACUACAGGAUAUUUUACAUUUAAGACUGACGUACAGGCAUCUUAAAAUAAGAAGUGAGUUUCAGAUUGGAUUUCAUGUGUGUUGCACUCUUACCUGCAUCUGAAAUAUGGUGUCAACCAACACACUGUGAGGAUUUACACAGUGCUGUCACAUUUUAGCUUAGUUAUAAUUUCAAUUGUAUUGAAAUGACAUUAUAAAGUAUAUGCGUUUUCAGGAAUCUCUGACUAUUUAUGGCAUCACUAAAUGACAAUACUAUUUACUGUAGUGUGCAUCUCUAACUUAUUUUGAUAUUGUUAUUUGUAUGAAAUGUGUCUUCAACAACUGGGUUUUAAAGAAGUCAACCAUUGUGCAGACUAUUCGGAAGUUUAAUCAGACAUGACCUUGCUCUAAAGUGAUACUUGAAUGGGGUGGUUUACUGUUUUAAAUAAUGAAAUAAUUACACUUGCUGCAGAGUGUUUAUAAAAUUGACCUACAGGGUAUUCAAAGCCAGUUGAUUUCGAGUGGGUGUCCUCUUUUCAGUCCAGUCUUCAAGGGAGAAUGUAAGUGUUGGAUAACAUGCUAGGUCUUGCAUUAGUCUAGCCAUAUCCGUUUCUAUUGUGCACUAACCUUUGUUUGGUUUAGCCAUGAGGAACAAUCAACAAACUCUACACUAAGAUUAAUGUUGUUCUGAAACUGGCUGUUAUAAAUAAACAAAAAAAAAAUGUGUUUGGUAGAUACUAUUUUUUUGUAAUAAUAAUAUUAUUAUUAUUAUUAUUAUUAUUAUUAUUUUCCAAGAAUCUGUUUACAUAGCAGUGGGUGCCAAUAUAUUUCAGGACAUGAACUUGUGAUAAGACAUUGCCUUAGAUUUGCAACACUUAUUUUUGAUGUCUGGUUUAGUUAUGCAGAGUACUUUAAUAACUAUGACAUAUGGAGUUUGUGGGGGGAAAAAAGAUGUAGCAGCUUGUUUCUUUUAUAUAGUACAGGUGCAAACUGUCUAGAAAAUCAGUUCAUAUAUACCGAGCAAUAAAAGAAACAUCACUAUUAUAACACAUAUAUUUCGAUCAUUCAUCCUUGACCAUGACACGCUUCUGUGACUAUGACUGAAGCAUGUGCACUUAAUCACCUAAUUAGUGAGACAGUUGAUUGGACACUGGAUAGGGAGUGAUUUCGGCGGUUGAAUUGCAAACUUGAAUAAAAGCAAUAAAGAAUCACAGAAAAAAACCCAUAUGCCACAUCUGGCAAGAGAGCAGCGCCUUUGUGCAAUUGGCAUGUUGGAGGCUGGACUAGGGCAGCGUCCUGUGGCUCGCCGUCUUGGGUGCUCACAGCCAGCAAUUUCAGGCCUGGCGAGACGGUAUAACCAGACACACACUGUCAAUGACAGGCCACAAACUGGGAGACCAAGAGUCGCAACACCUGCCCAAGAUCGACAGAUCAUUUUGCAGCAUCUUCAUGAUGUCAGUUGUUAAUCAGCACAAUAAAAGGUCACUGUACCUGCUCUAAAACAGAGUUUGUCAUUUUUCGAUCAUAUUUAGUGAAUUUUAUCCAAAUAUAAGCGAUACGUUUCUUUUGAUGCUCAGUAGAUUAUGUAGUUGACUUUUGUUUCAUGAUUAAACUAUGAACCGAGAACAGGAAUCUUGUUGCACAGCUGUUGUACCUUUACAAUGAGAGCAAUUAGCUAUGCAUGCCUGGCAAAACCUAUAGGAAUAUCCACUUCAGAGGAGACAGAAAACUUAACUAACCCAACUAAAUUAUUCAUAUCCCACUGUGCUAGAUUUUAUCAUAACGGGAUUAAGUUAUUCACAUGCAACACACAAGUGCACCAUGAAUGUCCCAACAAGACAUCACAGAAUUACUUGUAGCUAGAAGCAAGUGGGUAAGGAACAAAUUUAUAAAGCAUUUUUUCUCUUUACUUGAAUCAUAUUCCAGCCCAUUCUCCUCUGCACUACUUCCACUGCAGUGCUUUAAAUCUGUUGAUACCAUAAACAGCCUAUCAGUGAUGUGAAAGAAGUGUUUCAGCCCUAUACAGUACCUUGUGUGACUGAUUUCCCUUCUCUCCCCUCCUGUGUUCUAGCGAGUGCAUGUACAGAGGCAUUACAUUCUAUAAUCUGUAUCCCAGACCAGGCACUGGUCCCAUCCAGUUAAUAAAGCUUUAUCAUCAAGGA